This is a messenger RNA of Pleuronectes platessa (European plaice), 2489 nucleotides long. RefSeq names its product Fc receptor-like protein 5. The transcript is spliced from 11 exons. Bases 126 to 2489 code for a protein of 787 amino acids. Gene Ontology annotation, molecular function: transmembrane signaling receptor activity. Lineage: Eukaryota; Metazoa; Chordata; Actinopteri; Pleuronectiformes; Pleuronectidae. The record is from RefSeq and is a predicted model, not a curated record. Gene Ontology annotation, biological process: cell surface receptor signaling pathway.
GAAGGAAACUGACCCAGGAAACAGAAGAGCACCAACACCUCCCUCUCUCAUGUUGAUAAGAGAUGUGCUCCACUGAUCCUCCACCUGUCUUGAAGUGUGUUUGAGUGGAGCUGCUGGAUGGGACCAUGGGGCUCUCUCUGCUCCGUGUGCUCUCCUUAUUCUUGCUGAAUACACUCCUCUCCUGUGGACUCACUGAAUAUGCUGAGCUGACCUUUGAACCCAACUCCACCACUCUAUAUUCUGGGGAGCACGUUGAUCUCACGUGUCACAUGAGAGAAGCAAAUGUCAGUGAGUCGUAUUAUGAGUUCAAGUGGAACGACAAACCACUGGUCCCCAUCACUCCCACUAACGUCCUCAGGUUUCCAGAGCUAACGCCCGACAGGAACGGGGAUUAUCAGUGCAUCGCUCACCACAACAGAUCAGAAGAGAGCAAACAGAGCAACAGGGCCACUCUCUCUGUGUCAGCACACAGACCCAGAGCCACAGUGAGAGCAUCCAGGACGUCCAUCCCAGUGGGCGGCUCUCUGACUCUGACCUGUUCUGUGGAGGAGUCUGCUGGUUGGAGCUACGACUGGUUCACACGUUCCCCAGACGCUGAGGAAACCGCCAUCGCAACAAAUCCUGAGCACAACUCUCUGAGCAUCUCACAGGGAGGCAGCUACUGGUGCAGGGGAAGAAGGACUCACUCAGAUUUCUUCUCAGAGAAGAGUCACGUGCAUCACAUCGACAGAACCUUGUCCAACAGAAGCUUUGUCGUGCUGCAACACAACUGGACUCAGAUAUUCAGCGGUGAGACGAUCUCUGUCCGGUGUGAGAUCCAGGGAGGAGGAGACACCCAGUGGGAAUAUGAAUGGAGGACAACAAGCUCCCACCAACCAGUCACUGGUCCAAACACAGCUCCCACACACAGUGAAUACAGGCUGGGCCCUGCCUCUGUUUUCCACAGUGGAGAGUACUGGUGUAAGGCCAGAGCGGACUGGUAUUCCUCAACAGAGUGGAGUGAGGCCUUCCAGCUGAGAGUAACACCCGAUAAACCCAGACCCAGGCUGACUGCUGAUAACACAACCAUCACAGGAAAGGGAAGCGUAGCACUGACCUGCUCUGUGGAGAACGCAGCUGAGUGGAGAUACGACUGGUUCAGAAGAACCUCAGCCUCCUCUGCAGCUCAGAUCCUAAGAUAUAAUGAAACAGAUGAUGAACUCAGCAUCUCAGAGGAAGGCAUCUACAGCUGCAGAGGACGGAGAGGAGACACAAGCUUCCUCACAGAGGACAGCAACCGAGUCUCAAUAGAGAACAGAGUUUCCCACAAGGCCUCUGUGGUCCUGCAACCUGACUGGUCUCUGGUCUUCAGUGGUGAGAGGAUCACUGUCCGGUGUGAGGUCCCUGCAGAUGAACUGACUGAGUGGGAGUAUGAAUGGACCAAACCCAACUCAACUACGGCUCCAACACACAAUGAACACAGGAUUGUCAAUGCGUCCUCCUCCGACAGUGGAAGCUACAGGUGUUUGGCUAAAGACAAGAAGAACUUGAAUUCCACGACCGAGUGGAGCGAUGACGUCACAUUAACAGUUUCUGAAAGACCAGUGGCUCACCUGAGUGCUGACCACAGAGCCUUUCCAGUAGGGGGCAGUGUGCUCCUGACCUGCUCCGUGGGCCCAGCAUCACCUGGAUGGAAGUAUUACUGGUUCAGAGGUGAGAAAACCUCGGAGCCCCUGACGGAUGAGGACUUCAAGUCACAUGGACAAAGUGCUAGUGCCUCACGUGAAGGACUGUACUGGUGCAGAGGAGGAAGAGGAGAUCCAGUUUACUACACCCAGUACAGUCACCCAGUCAGGAUUCAUGGAAUCGUCCACAACACAGCUGCUGUGACUCUUCAACCCAACUGGCCGAGCAGAUACAGAGGAGAAGCCUUCACCCUGAGGUGUGAGAUCCAGGGAGGAGACUCUGAGUGGGAGUAUGAAUGGACAGCAACCAGCUCACAGGCACCCCCCAACACAAAGGAGUUCAGGAUCAGUCUGGGAUCAGAUCUGAGCGGCAGCUACUGGUGUCAGGGCCGACUGAAAGGUGCACGGCAGAACUCAACAGGAUGGAGUGCUCCCCUCACGUUGCCUAACGCGGCUGCACCACCACCUGUCCUCACUGUGUCUCCAUCAUGGCUGACUCCUGGAACCUCAGGGACUCUCACCUGUGGGGGGGUUCCACAUCCCACUGCAGGAUGGAGGUUCUACUGGUACAGAGCGGACACCAUUAGUUUGGAUCAAGCCCCCAGAUGUAAACAGUCAAUUCGAUAUGGGUGGAGGGAUAUUCACUAUCCUAAGUUCAGUUAUGAGCUGCUCCCAGGAAGCGACGGAGGAACUGAACAAAACUCCUUCAUCAUCCAAGACCUGACGGAGUCAGCAGGUUAUUCAUGUCGAGCUGGAAGAGGAGACCCCGUGUUUUACACUGAGUACAGUAACACAACGUGGGUGUGGCCUGUAGGACUGACCUGA